This is a messenger RNA of Cebus imitator (Panamanian white-faced capuchin), 1770 nucleotides long. RefSeq names its product TGFB induced factor homeobox 1 (gene TGIF1). The transcript is spliced from 3 exons. Gene Ontology annotation, molecular function: RNA polymerase II cis-regulatory region sequence-specific DNA binding; DNA-binding transcription factor activity, RNA polymerase II-specific. Gene Ontology annotation, biological process: regulation of transcription by RNA polymerase II. The record is from RefSeq and is a predicted model, not a curated record. Bases 447 to 1304 code for a protein of 285 amino acids. NCBI's taxonomy places the organism in Eukaryota, Metazoa, Chordata, Mammalia, Primates, Cebidae.
AAACCGACCGAAAGCGUGUUUAGUGGAAUGGCUUCGAAAGCGGCCGAGGCAACCGAAGCAGCUUUCGAAGUUAGCAAACAAAGCGUCUCCCCAGUAACCGCCCGGUGGCAGACGAGGCUCCUGCCAUUCAGACCGCGGAGUCGCAGCGUCGCCCGGCCCCCGACUCCUCCUCCUUGCGUCUCUCCUCCCUUCGCUCCCGGCUCCCCAGCGGAUAUGAGCCACCAAUCCCAGCCACAAACAACCCUUCAAAUGAAAUAGUGAGGCGGCCCUCUAACGGGCGGCCCGGGUGCUGGCCGGCUCCCCGCGCCACAUCUGUCCCGCACUGGGCGCAGCAGCUGAUUCAUCUGCAGCCAGGCCCAGGAAGCAACUGCGCUCUCGGCAGUUGCAGUGCAGCGUCCGGGCGGGUGGCUUCUCCCCAGGACCCCGUUCCCCAGGAGCCGUUUUAGAUGUGUGUUGUCUUCUGUGUCGAGCAGUCAGCAAACCACAGAAGAAAAAAAUAUCGUAUUGUUGCAGCAUCUGGCAGUGAGAGUGAGGAUGAGGACAGUAUGGACAUUCCCUUGGACCUUUCUUCAUCCGCUGGCUCAAGCAAGAGAAGGAGAAGGGGCAACCUACCCAAGGAGUCUGUGCAGAUUCUUCGGGAUUGGCUGUAUGAGCACCGUUACAAUGCCUAUCCUUCCGAGCAAGAAAAAGCAUUGCUGUCCCAGCAAACACACCUGUCUACACUACAGGUCUGUAACUGGUUCAUCAACGCCCGCCGAAGGCUCCUCCCUGACAUGCUGAGAAAGGAUGGCAAAGAUCCAAAUCAGUUCACAAUUUCCCGCCGUGGAGCCAAGAUUUCUGAAACGAGCUCUGUGGAGUCUGUGAUGGGCAUCAAAAACUUCAUGCCAGCUCUAGAGGAGACCCCGUUUCAUUCCUGUACAGCUGGGCCAAACCCAACCCUAGGGAGGCCACUGUCUCCUAAGCCAUCAUCCCCGGGAUCAGUUUUGGCUCGUCCAUCAGUGAUCUGCCAUACCACUGUGACUGCGUUGAAAGAUGUCCCUUUCUCUCUCUGCCAGUCGGUUGGUGUGGGACAAAACACAGAUAUACAGCAGAUAGCGGCCAGCAACUUCACAGACACCUCUCUCAUGUACCCAGCGGACACAUGUAAAUCUGGACCAAGUACAAAUACACAGAGUGGUCUUUUCAACACUCCUCCCCCAACUCCACCGGACCUCAACCAGGACUUUAGCGGAUUUCAGCUUCUAGUGGAUGUUGCACUCAAACGGGCUGCAGAGAUGGAGCUUCAGGCAAAACUUACAGCUUAACCCAUUUUCAAGCAAAACCGUUCUCAGAAAUGUCAUGAUUGCCGGGGUGAUGGCAAGAGAUGAAUUGCAUUAUUUUAUAUAUUUUUUAUUAAUAUUUGCACAUGGGAUUGCUAAAACAGCUUCCUGUUACUGAGAUGUCUUCAAUGUAAUACAGUCAUUCCAAGAACUAUAAACUCAAAGCUACUGUAGAAACAAAGGGUUUUCUUUUUUAAAUGUUUCUUGGUAGAUUAUUCAUAAUGUGAGAGGUUCCCAAUAUCAUGUGAUUUUUUUUUUCCUUCCCUUCCCCGUUUUUGUUAUUUUUUCAGACUGUGCAAUACUUAGAGAACCUAUAGCAUCUUCUCAUUCCCAUGUGGAACAGGAUGCCCACAUACUGUCUAAAUAAUAAAUUUUCAAUUUUUUUUUCAAACAAGUAUGAAUCUAGUUGAUGCCUUUUUUUCAUGACAUAAUAAAGUAUUUUCUUUAAAAA